Messenger RNA from Exophiala xenobiotica, 2051 nucleotides. Its product is annotated as calcium/proton exchanger. The transcript has 3 exons. Bases 363 to 1760 code for a protein of 465 amino acids. NCBI's taxonomy places the organism in Eukaryota, Fungi, Ascomycota, Eurotiomycetes, Chaetothyriales, Herpotrichiellaceae. Gene Ontology annotation, biological process: calcium ion transmembrane transport; intracellular calcium ion homeostasis. Gene Ontology annotation, molecular function: calcium:proton antiporter activity. The record is from RefSeq and is a predicted model, not a curated record. Gene Ontology annotation, cellular component: fungal-type vacuole membrane.
CGCUGUCAACUGCAAGUGGCGCGCCUCUCGUUACCAGUACCGUAUCCUUCUCACCUUCUUGAAUGAGAACCAUCUAUUUGUCGCCGUGGUCUGUCAGGCUUUUCUCGGCGUGCCAACUCGUUCCAUCGCACACUGCACACCCUGCUCGACCCUGCCACCCUCUAUCACUGACAGAUCUACCAGCGCUUGGCGGGUGCUUGGCCUGAACACUGAAUAGAGCUAUCCGCAACCGGACGGGUUGCCCAGCACUGGGGACCUCAAUUUGCCCAUCUACCACUUUGCACUGUAUCACCACCCGGACCUUUUCUCUUCUUCUUUCUCCCUCGGUACUGGCAUUGCAUUUUGCUUAGGCCCUCUGGCGAAUGGCUGCUACCAAGAUACGUCAGGCCUUCUACCGGACACUUACUAACGACCGAGAACGAGAGCGAGAACGAGAGGGAGAUCAACGGGAAGAGUCCUCCAUGCCUGCGACUACCAACCCUGGCGGUCCCAACGGUCGUACAGUUGAUCCAGAUGAGCGGACAAGUCUGCUGAACAGAUGGGCCUCGACGCACUCGGGUACUCCCUACCACAAGCAUGACAAGAAGGCGAUCCGUUACCCAUUCCUCGUCCUACACCUGACAUGGGAGAUACUCAAGACAAACUACGUGAAUGUGUUGCUGGUUUUUGUUCCGAUCGGAAUCGUCGCGGGACUGGCAGGUUGGUCGCCUGUGCUGCAGUUUGUGCUGAACUUCAUUGCCAUCAUACCGCUGGCAAGUCUGCUUGCCUUUGCGACGGAAGAGCUUGCGGUGCCGCUGGGCCAGACUAUCGGUGGGCUGUUGAAUGCUACGUUUGGGAACGCGGUGGAACUUAUCGUCAGCAUUAUUGCCCUGCAAAAGAACGAGAUCCGCAUUGUCCAGGCCAGUAUGCUGGGCAGCAUCUUGUCCAACAUCCUGCUCGUGCUGGGCUGCUGCUUCUUCGCUGGCGGAUUGCGAUUCAAGGAACAAACGUUCAACUCGACGGUAGCUUCCACCAUGUCCUCGCUCAUGACGGUUGCGACCUCGAGCUUGAUCAUUCCCGCCACCUUGUACGCCGUCAUGUCCGACAACAAAUCGCAGGAUGAUAACAUCAUGAUCUUGUCAAGAGGAACUUCGAUUAUCCUGUUGGUCAUCUACGUCGCCUACUUGUACUUCCAGCUCAAGUCGCAUGCGGACCUGUUUGAUGAUGCCGAGGCGCAGGAGGCAGCGGGAGAAGACGAGCAAUUGCUCGGACCCUGGUCUGCCGGCGUGCUCCUCGUCGUCGUCACGCUCCUGGUCGCCGUGUGCGCCGAGUAUCUGGUCGGCAGCAUCGAUUCGAUCGUGGAGAAGGCCCAUAUCAGCAAGACUUUCAUCGGUCUGAUUCUGAUUCCCAUAGUUGGCAAUGCGGCCGAGCAUGUAACCGCUGUGGUUGUCGCUUACAAGAACAAGAUGGAUUUGGCGAUCGGUGUGGCUAUCGGGUCGAGUCUGCAGAUUGCCAUCUUCGUGACCCCCUUCCUUGUGGUGCUUGGAUGGAUCAUGGACCGGCCGAUGACACUGCACUUUGAGACGUUCGAGACAGUCUCGUUCUUCUUGGCGAGUCUGGUGGUGGUAUUGCUCAUCCAGGACGGCAAGUCAAAUUACCUCGAGGGACUCCUGUGCUUAGGCAUGUAUACCAUCAUUGCUCUAGCGUUUUAUGUGCUGCCGGACGAUGCAGGAACUGGGGUGAACCUGGGGAAGCUGUUCCAUGGGAACGGUGGAAAUUGAGCGUGCGAUCGAGCUACCUCGAUUAGUGACGAAAGUUGGCAAUUCUCGUUUGUAUAAAUUCUGCUUUUUGUGGUGGGGAUCAAGAGUCAGUGAUCAGAUUGAAGACUGCUUGGAAGGAGGAUAUCAUCAGAUCCAAGCAAUUAACAAAAUUGUUUCUUUGGGAUGGAGUACGGACUCGGAUGCCGAUGCUCCUUUUCAGAAAUAUCUUGAUACCCUGGAGACAUCCAUCAUGUAGUUUGGCUUGUAUUGAUACUCGUACAAAAGUGAAUGAAAAGCGUACUUGAAAAUACA